AGGAGAAGUAGCAGCGCCCGCGUUGGAGGGCGUGCGCGGCAGGGAGUGCCUGGAGCCCGGACGGCGGGCGGCUGCGCGCGGGACCCCGGAGCCGGGACCCGCGGCGGCGGCGCGGCCAGCCUCCUUGUUCACCCCCUUCCUCCUCGCCUCCCCCCGCACUGGGAGCAGACGACAGUGAGCACCAUGGCCAACGUGGACACCCUCCCGGAGUACGAGAAGAGUCAGAUCAAGCGGGCCCUGGAGCUGGGCACUGUCAUGACCGUGUUCAGCUUCCGCAAGUCCACCCCGGAGCGGAGGACGGUCCAGGUGAUCAUGGAGACGCGGCAGGUGGCCUGGAGCAAGACGGCCGACAAGAUCGAGGGCUUCCUGGACAUCAUGGAGAUAAAGGAGAUCCGGCCAGGGAAGAACUCCAAGGAUUUCGAGCGCGCGAAAGCGGUCCGCCAGAAGGAAGAGUGCUGCUUCACCAUCCUGUAUGGCACCCAGUUUAUCCUCAGCACGCUCAGCCUGGCAGCCGACUCGAAGGAAGAUGCAGCUAAGUGGCUGUCUGGCUUGAAGAUCUUACACCAGGAAGUGAUGAGCGCGUCCACCCCCACCAUCAUCGAGAGCUGGCUGAGAAAGCAGAUUUAUUCUGUGGAUCAAACCAGGAGAAACAGCAUCAGCCUCCGGGAGUUGAAGACCAUCUUGCCCCUGGUCAACUUCAAAGUGAGCAGUGCCAAGUUCCUGAAAGAUAAGUUCCUGGAAAUAGGCGCGCACAAAGAUGAACUCAGCUUUGAACAGUUCCAUCUCUUCUAUAAAAAACUUAUGUUUGAACAGCAAAAAUCGAUCCUUGACGAAUUCAAAAAGGAUUCUUCCGUGUUCCUCUUGGGCAACACCGACCGGCCGGACGCCUCUGCUGUCCACUUGCAUGACUUCCAGCGGUUUCUCUUGCAUGAACAGCAGGAGCUUUGGGCCCAGGAUCUGAACAAAGUCCGUGAGCGGAUGACGAAGUUUAUUGACGACACCAUGAGGGAAACUGCUGAACCCUUCUUGUUUGUGGAUGAGUUCCUCACGUACCUGUUUUCCCGGGAGAACAGCAUCUGGGACGAGAAGUAUGACGUGGUGGACAUGCAGGACAUGAACAACCCCUUGUCUCAUUACUGGAUCUCCUCGUCUCACAACACGUACCUCACGGGGGACCAGCUGCGGAGCGAGUCGUCCACGGAGGCCUACAUCCGCUGCCUGCGGUUGGGCUGCCGCUGCAUCGAGCUGGACUGCUGGGACGGGCCCGACGGCAAGCCCAUCAUCUACCACGGCUGGACGAGGACCACCAAGAUCAAGUUUGACGACGUUGUGCAGGCCAUCAAAGACCACGCCUUUGUCACCUCCAGCUUCCCCGUGAUCCUGUCCAUCGAGGAGCACUGCUGUGUGGAGCAGCAGCGCCACAUGGCCAGGGUGUUCAAGGAGGUGUUUGGAGACCUGCUGCUGACCAAACCCAAGGAGGCCAGUGCCGACCAGCUGCCGUCGCCCAGCCAGCUGCGCGGGAAGAUCAUCAUCAAGCAUAAGAAGCUGGGCCCCCGCGGUGACGUGGACGUCAACAUGGAGGACAAGAAGGACGAGCACAAGCAGCAGGGCGAACUGCACAUGUGGGACCCCAUCGACCAGAAAUGGACUCGGCACUACUGUGCCAUUGCUGAUGCCAAGCUGUCCUUCAGCGAUGACAUUGAACAGACUGUAGAAGAGGAGCUGCCCCUGGAUAUACCCCCCACAGAGCUGCAUUUUGGGGAGAAGUGGUUCCACAAGAAGGUGGAGAAGAGGACGAGUGCCGAGAAGCUGCUGCAGGAAUACUGCGCCGAGACAGGGGGCAAGGAUGGGACCUUCUUGGUGCGGGAGAGUGAGACCUUCCCCAACGACUACACCCUGUCCUUCUGGCGGUCGGGCCGCGUGCAGCACUGCCGGAUCCGCUCCACCAUGGAGGGCGGGACCAUGAAGUACUACCUGACCGACAACCUCAUGUUCACCAGCAUCUACGCCCUCAUUCAGCACUACCGCGAGACACACCUGCGCUGCGCCGAGUUCGAGCUCCGGCUGACCGACCCCGUGCCCAACCCCAACCCGCACGAGUCCAAGCCGUGGUACUACGAUGGGCUGAGCCGCGGAGAAGCGGAGGACAUGCUGAUGAGGGUCCCCCGGGAUGGGGCCUUCCUGAUCCGGAAGCGGGAAGGUACCGACUCCUACGCCAUCACCUUCAGGGCCAGAGGCAAGGUGAAGCACUGUCGUAUUAACCGAGACGGCCGGCACUUCGUGCUGGGCACCUCCGCUUACUUUGAGAGCCUCGUGGAGCUGGUCAGCUACUAUGAGAAACACGCACUCUACCGGAAGAUGAAGCUACGCUACCCCGUGACCCCCGAGCUCCUGGAGCGCUACAACAUGGAAAGAGAUAUAAACUCCCUCUAUGAUGUCAGCAGGAUGUAUGUGGAUCCCAGUGAAAUCAAUCCUUCAAUGCCUCAGAGAACCGUGAAAGCUCUGUAUGACUACAGAGCCAAGCAGAGUGAUGAGCUGAGCUUUUGCCGCGGUGCCCUCAUCCACAACGUCUCCAAGGAGCCCGGGGGCUGGUGGAAAGGAGACUAUGGGACCAGAAUCCAGCAGUACUUCCCAUCCAAUUAUGUCGAGGACAUUUCACCAGCAGAAGGGGAGGAGGCGGAUAAGCAGAUUAUUGAAGACAAUCCCUUAGGGUCCCUUUGCAGAGGAAUCCUGAAUCUCAACAUCUAUAAUGUUGUUAAAGCCCCACAUGGGAAGAACCAGAAGCCUUUCGUCUUUGUCUUGGAGCCCAAGAAGCAGGGCGAUCCUCCAGUAGAGUUUGCCACGGACAGCGUGGAGGAGCUGUUUGAGUGGUUCCAGAGCAUCCGGGAGAUCACCUGGAAGAUGGACACCAAGGAGAACAACAUGAAGUACUGGGAGAAGAACCAGUCCAUCGCCAUCGAGCUCUCAGACCUGGUCGUCUACUGCAAGCCAACCAGCAAGACCAAGGACAACCUCGAAAACCCUGACUUCCGAGAAAUCCGCUCCUUUGUGGAGACGAAGGCUGACAGUAUCGUCAGACAGAAGCCCAGCGAUCUCCUGAAAUACAAUCAAAAGGGCCUGACCCGUGUGUACCCCAAAGGACAGCGGGUGGACUCGUCCAACUACGACCCCUUCCGCCUCUGGCUGUGCGGCUCCCAGAUGGUGGCGCUCAAUUUCCAGACUCCAGAUAAGUACAUGCAGAUGAACCACGCGCUCUUCUCCCUCAACGGGCGGACGGGCUACGUCCUGCAGCCUGAGAGCAUGAGGGCAGAGAAGUACGACCCCAUGCCGCCCGAGUCCCAGAGGAAGAUCCUGAUGACCCUGACGGUCAAGGUACUGGGGGCCCGUCAUCUCCCCAAACCCGGACGAAGCAUCGCGUGUCCCUUUGUGGAGGUGGAGAUAUGCGGAGCGGAGUAUGACAACAACAAGUUCAAGACGACAGUUGUGAAUGACAACGGCCUCAGCCCUGUUUGGGCCCCAACGCAGGAGAAGGUGACGUUUGAGAUUUAUGACCCCAGCCUUGCGUUUCUGCGCUUUGUGGUUUAUGAGGAAGAUAUGUUCAGCGAUCCCAACUUUCUGGCCCAUGCCACGUACCCCAUUAAAGGCAUAAAGUCAGGAUUUAGAUCUGUGCCUCUGAAGAAUGGCUACAGUGAAGACAUUGAGCUGGCGUCCCUCCUGGUUUUCUGUGAGAUGCGGCCAGUCCUGGAGAGCGAAGAGGAGCUGUAUUCCUCCUGCCGCCAGCUGCGGAGGCGGCAAGAAGAACUGAACAACCAGCUCUUCCUGUACGACACCCACCAGAACCUGCGCAGCGCCAACCGCGAUGCCCUGGUCAGAGAAUUCAACGUCAACGAGAACCAGCUGCAGCUGUACCAGGAGAAGUGCAACCGCAGGUUAAGAGAGAAGAGAGUCAGCAACAGCAAGUUUUACUCAUAGAAGCUGGGUCCAUGUCUAAGCAUGUUGUGUAUGCAUGUGAGUUUGCAUGGAGGAGCACGUGCUCUGUUCAGACCCUGGGAACAUCCUCACGUGUGAGGUCGUCACUCCUCCAGCCUGUCACCAAGAUGACAAACCUGAAGAUGACCCAAUUGGCAUGAGUUGGGGUAACCUUUUCAUCUUGGACACUUUCUUAACUUACCGUCUCUAAAGAGGACCCCAAAAUGUGCUCACAUGAGGCCUCUCACGUUCCAAACCUCCCUGAAUAAAUGUAGUGAAACUCGAUCAGUGACCUUCUGUGCACGACCUGUAGAGUGAGCAGGAUUCCUUCUCUGGCCUCUAAAGACCCAGGUAACUGACUUCUACAGAAGAUGAGCCGGGUCUGUAAGGAACUAAUUCAUUAGAUUCUGAAAAGAUCUGAACUAAAAGGCAAACGAUCGCACACUGAAGGCCUCGGACUUCACCAGGCCUGGAGAGGAGCCCCGGUCCUGCCCCAGCUCAGAGCACCUGAACUCCCUCUAGCGGCUGGACCCGCCUGCAGCUGCACAUGAGGGGUAGGGUGGGCUGUUCAUUAGGACAGGGACUUGCUGGGUGAGUGGGGUCAAGGGUGGCAAUCUGGGAGCUCUCUGACUUACAGGCCUAUCAGAGAGCAGAGCCCCGUGAAGGCUUGGCCAGCUUCUUAGCCCCACCGGCCUGUUCACUCCCUGGUCUGCACAGCCACGGGGCCGUGGGCUCACUCACUGCUCAAACGGGGUGAGACAGGGUGGGCUUCCUGGAUGUCACAGUUUCCUGGAGCAGUGAGCUAAGCUUUAGGGAACGACAGAAAAUCUCAGGUGCAGCCACUCCCGAAGGGGCAGAGCCACCAAGGACAAGGUGAUACUCGUCUACAUCCUGGGAUGCUAUUUACUGAUUUGUACAUGUGAUGCUUUAGGAAGGCUUUUUCAAAGUGAGGAUAGUAGUGGGCUGGGGGCGGGGGCGGUCAGUAGAGGCACCACACAGAAUGAAUUGAGAACUGACUUAGGAGAAAAGAGGUUUACCUAUGGGGAAAAAGUGAUUGUGCUGGGAGGAACAAACUAGCAGUCAGCCUGGUAGCUUUACUUGGAUGGAACUGGGUCCUAGAAACCCACUCCCCUUAUUGUCCUGAGCUUAGCAUGCCUGUGUCAUUGGAAGAGUCCAUUAAAGCCAGCCACGCUCUGUGUGAUCAGAAGACCCCCUCCCUCCAUUCCACACAAAUUUACUGAGAACUUCCACACAGCCAGCAGUAAAGUCAGGGGAGACCAUGUCUUUAAAAUGUUAAGGGAAAAAAUAGCCAUUAUCCUGGUCUCACGGAACCUCUCCACGUGCUUCUGAAGAAAUGCAUUUCUCUCUCAUGAAGCCAGGAGGGCACACCCGAUAGCGGACUGACCAAGGUGGGGCUCUUCAUUAACUUCGUUAUUCCCGAGUCGAAGCUGCUAGCUUAUUUGGCAUUGGCAACCGAGGGACGAGUAUUCCUGGUGGUAAAAAUGUUCAAAGCACCUUUCAAGAAAGCUCAGAUGAAAAAGGCAGUGAGCUGAGCACUGCAGGGCAGCCAUAGUGGCCAGUGUCCUAUUAGCUGUUGGCCAGGCAGCCGGCGGAGCCUCAGCUCAAGCUGCUUUUGGCUCCAUCACUUUCCCUACAAGCUCAGGUGUCGAUGGCAUUACCUAUUUGCAGCCUGGGGUGUGUAGAGGACACAACACUUUCCCACUUCACUCCAUUUAAAAGCUCAAAAGCUAAGACCUGGAUCCCCCUUCCGCUUAAAAUGCAUUUAUCUGCUACUUUGUCAAAGGAAUGACGAAGUAGCAACGUAGAAGUCAGAAGGCUCAGCAUCUGUUCAGCUGCUGUGCUGUAGAAUCCACACCCAGCCACAUCCUCGCAGAGUGGAGUGGAGCAGAGCAGCUGAGGGGGGUGCUGACAUUCUCAGGGGCACUGAGAAGAGCCCUCGCCCUGAAAGAUUGGCUCCUCCUCUCAGGUGCUCCAGUGAUGUUGAUUCAGCAUCACAGAGUAUUUGCCUUGGUACCACCAUUCUCCCCAUAAUUGGGUAACACAUGAAUCCGGUCAUGUUGGUGUUAGGAGUCUCUCCGUGAGGAGGCACACAGAGAGAAAGAGGGGCACAGAUGACAUCGCUGCUCUUGCCUGAGUCUGCCUGGAAGCCACGUAACCUGAGUAUAAACACCUCGCUGAGACUGUGCUUUCACAGCCACGUAAAGAGCACAGCCGAUUCAGAUCAAGCAGAAGAGUGACAGGAACACUGUGAAAGACGGCAGCAACACUGAUGGAGUCAGCCCGCGACUGCCUAUGUGCACAACUGUCUGUAUUCUACUGAAUAAGGGAAAUGGUGAACAUUAGCUAUUACAUGGAAAACGAAAUAGAUGAAGCUGGUUAGAUCAUUUGAGUUUGGGAAAUUUAGGUUGGAGAAAGUUAAUUUCUCUGCUGUUAACUUGCCUAUUCUAACGUGCACACUGAAGAGGGUUAGACUAUCACAUUUCCUAAGUUUGAUCUGAGAACCCUUUUGCCAAGAAACAUCUUACAGGAACACAUUUGAGGACCUGCUUCUCUAUUAAAGACAGUGACAUGAUCUAAUCAUUUAUAUGCUUUACAAUGUAGUUGGAUCUGAACUUAAGCCAAGGCCAGUGGUUUUUAAACUGGGCCAGCCUUACCCCUAGCAGUCUAUCAGAGCUUUCUAAGGAGUCACAGACUCUUUUUUUCAGGGGAUCAAUUUUCAGAUCCUCAACUGCCUGUUGCACUCUAUCCAGAGAUUCAUCAGCAUGAGAAAAUGCCCUUUUUCCCCCUUACAGAAGGAAGUAGGUCUUCUCCCCACAUUCAGUCUUACUAUAGAGCAGGACUCAAGGUACAAUUUCAAAGUAUAGUGUCUGGAAAGUGCAAGCCUCUUAACAGGUCCUCCUCCGGUGCUGGUGGUUUCCAGUUCCUUGCUUUCAACAAAACUGAAGGAAUACCCAGAUUUCUGAGUAUUUUAACUCCUUCUGUUCUCAGUUGUCUGUGUGAAAAAGGAUCAUUAGCAUUUCCAUUUGUAAAACUUAAAACGGAGAAUAGAAUUGAUACUGUACCAUUGCCAUUCUACCAAAGAUAAUAGUAAUCUACACAGAGAGUAAAGAACCAAAGUAGAAGCCUUCUUUGACUCAUUACAUUGCCAGUGGAAUUUUACUGUUAGUUCUUUAUUAAAUGUGUACUCUGUUUAUUAAACAAGCUGAGUUCAGAAGAAAUUUAGAAUAUGUGGAGCCUUUUUAAAUGAUUGUGUAGGUAGGAUGAUGUGUGAUUUUGUUACAGAUAUGCAGCUAAAUAAUAUAUAAGCCAAGGAUAAUUAAGCUACAAUUUUAUAAAGUAGAAUAAAAAUAUAAAUUCAAUGAGUAAAAAAAAAUGUGGCAUUUCCUACCAUUAAAAAUUCCCUUGUUUGUAGAAUUUUUUGAAAGGAUGAUAGUGUCUAUCACCAAUUGCACUUAGAACCUUUGGCUAAAUUUAAAGGGAAAUGGAAAUAUUUUACCGGAAGAUGCAGUAUCUACCAUGUACCGUGCGCACCUCUGCAACUAUUCAGGAUGAAAUUAUUAGACAUUAAUGUAGAAAUGUGUAAGGGGACCCACGAGUUUUCCAAAGUCAGGAGGUCUCUGAGCAUAAAAUUUUAAGACUGAUCCAGGGCCACUAAGGGUGAGUUUUAUUUGGACUUAAGAAGGAUGGUUAAAGGGGGCUCUAGUUCUUUUAAUUUCUAGAAGUGUAGCUGAACUUUCCCAUAUAGGUGAUAUCCAACUUUUUGGAGACAACCCUAAAAGCUAUAUUCUUACCAACAGAAAGCUGAUCAUUAGAUUAAGAAAUAUGCAAAAUUAUAAAACUGGCAUUUGAAAACUACUCAGUGAUUUUGUGUCAGGCUUUUCAUUCUCAAAAUAUUUUCUUUCUGAAGAACCAGUUCCAUGGUGAUCCUGUCUCAGAAAUGUCCAUACUUAUUUCUCAAUAGGCUUUAAAAAGCUGCACUUGUAAACGUGUGUUUGUUAUUAAAGCUUAAUUUAUUUUUUAUAUAAAUAGUGUGUGCUUGUGUGUACACAGAGAAUCAUGUGAAUGUAUCACACAAAUGUUGGCUGUUAUUAAUGUGAGAAUUAAAUGGCUGUAUCACAUUUAAAAAAAAUAAAAUUUGUCUCAUUCAAUAGA
Messenger RNA from Capra hircus (goat), 8142 nucleotides. RefSeq names its product phospholipase C gamma 2 (gene PLCG2). The transcript has 33 exons. Gene Ontology annotation, biological process: phosphatidylinositol-mediated signaling; phospholipid catabolic process; positive regulation of epithelial cell migration. Gene Ontology annotation, molecular function: protein binding; phosphatidylinositol-4,5-bisphosphate phospholipase C activity. The coding region runs from base 184 to 3972 and encodes 1262 amino acids. Lineage: Eukaryota; Metazoa; Chordata; Mammalia; Artiodactyla; Bovidae. The record is from RefSeq and is a predicted model, not a curated record.